AUGGUCCGGUCCCGGGCGCAGCUGGCCCUGUCCACGCGGCUGAUGAACGUCGGCCUCGCUGCGCUCUGCCGGGGCGGCUGGCUCGACCGCGCGGAGUCCGUCCUCGUCGACGCCAUCCGCCUCGGCCUGCCCCCGGAUGUCGUCGCCUACAACACCCUCCUCGCCGCGCACUGCCGGGUCGCCGGACUCGACGCGGGGCUAGCCGUCGUGCACCGGAUGCGGGAGGCCGGGGUGAGGCCCGACGCCGUCACCUACAACUCCCUCAUCACGGUCGCCGACCGCAGCGGGCUCACCGUGCGCGCCCUCGACCUGUUCGACGAAAUGCUGAGGUCGGGGGUCGCCCCCGAUUCGUGGAGCUACAAUGCCCUCAUGCACUGUCUGUUCCGGUCCGGCCACCCGGAGCAUGCCUACCGGGUGUUUGCCGAUAUGGCCGAGAAGGGCGUGGCGCCAUGUGCCACGACGUACAACACGCUUCUGGACGGGCUGUUCAAGGCCGGCCAUGCGACAAAUGCUUACAGGAUGUUCAGGUACCUCGAGAGGGCGGGGCUUCCCGUGGGCAUUGUGACUUACAAUACAAUAAUCAACGGGCUAUGCAAGUCAGGCAAGGUGGGCUAUGCCCGCAUGGUACUUAAGGAGCUGGGGAGGACCGAGCAUGCCCCUAACGCUGUCACAUACACAACAGUUAUGAAGUGCUGCUUUAGGUAUGGCAGGUUUGAGCAAGGAUUGGAGACAUUCUUGUCGCUGCUUGAAGGAGGGUACAUUUCAGAUGCCUUCCCAUACACGACAGUGAUCAGUGCGCUUGUCAAAAAGGGCCGGAUGCAAGAAGCCAAUACCUAUUGUGAGCUCAUGAUACAAAGUGGUUCCACAUUUGACAAUGCAUGCUACAACACUCUGAUUCACCUGCGAUGCCAAGAAGGGAAGCUGGAUGACGCGUUUGAGCUGUUGAACAUGAUGGAAGAAGGUGGUCUGGAGAGCGAUGAGUACACAUUCUCAAUUUUGGUCAAUGGUCUCUGCAAGAUGGGCCAAAUCGAGGCUGCCGAGAAACAGGUAUGGUCCAUGGAGAUGAUGGGAAUGCAAUCAAAUGUGGUUGCAUAUAAUUGCUUUAUUGAUGCGCUAUGCAAAUCUCAUGAGGUUGAUGCAGCCAUCAAAGUACUGCACAGCAUGAAGCUAAAAGAUAAUUUUACUUACACAUCACUAGUCCAUGGUCUAUGUAAGGUGGGUAGAUACCAUAUGGCAUCCAAGUUCUUGCGGAUCUGCUUACAUGAAGGCAACAAUGUUCUUGCAUCUGCAAAGCGUGCUGUCAUUUCUGGGCUUCGUAGUGCAGGGUUUAAAAAUGAUUUGAGGAAAGUCCGAUCAGCAUUGUAUAUUGCUAGGCUGUUGCGGUCUUAA
Molecule: messenger RNA, 1389 nt
Organism: Miscanthus lutarioriparius
Lineage: Eukaryota; Viridiplantae; Streptophyta; Magnoliopsida; Poales; Poaceae
Source: the annotation of a GenBank genome assembly